AUGCCAGGAAUCGGAGACGGAUCUCUCCGCGCUUCAGCGGCUCCGGCUGGUGCACUGCGCCAGCCAGGUGCCUCAGCCUGGAUUGCAGCCGCAGCCACUGGUCAGACAGUCGCAGCCGUGGGUCAGGCAUGUCCAGCAACUGGUGUACCAUCAGCAUCGGCGGGCCACACAACGGCAGCAGGCGGGGUUCCUGAUGGAGCCGCGAGUUUAGGGGGUGGAGCGGCCAAUGUUCCAGCUACUGCCGCGGGACCGCCAGGUGGAUCAAUGGGUGUUCAGCCUCCUGCAGGCCAUGGUGUUCAGUCAGCGGCCGCAUCACAGACAGGUGCUGUCAGCGUAGCACCGACGCCUGCUCAUGCGCAGAAAGACGCGACCGCGUGGGAUCCAGUGUCAUACGCGCCCGGACCGACUGUCAGGCCCACCGGCGUAGACGCACGGGCUCAAGCACCAACGGUGCGGCCUUUCGUAGCAGCAGUGGUCCAGCCCAGAAACGAUGCAUGGGACCUACUGGAACCCCCGACGGAGCUCACAAUGUUUCACCGAGGUGUGCAAGUACAGGGUGCUCAAUGGUCGGAUGCAGCGGCUGAUACUGCAAGGGCACCUGUUCCUCAUAGGGGAUCGUCUGUAUUGUCAUCGGGGGAACCUUUCUUCGCCCCCUCUGCCUUUCCCCCCCAAGCGCAUAUUCAUGGUGUACGCGCCCCAGCUGCGGUGGGGUUUGCGCAGCAGGCCGGUGCUGUUCCGCCGGCCGCCUCAGCAUCCGCCGCACAUUCAUGGCCGAUUGGCCGUGCACAACAACCUCCCAACGCUGUUUACCCCGGAUCUGGGCAGCCAAACGACAUCGUGCAACUGCCACUGUCGACUCUUCGUCCCCCGCGGCAGGAGCCUGCUACAUUCCUCGCCACUGAUGAGGUGCUCGACACUACCAGCUGCCACCGUGGUCAAGCAUCCGAGUCACGUGGUUUGGGCUACGCAACCAUGCACGCCGGUUUCAUGCAGGGGUCCCGACAAGUGCUGCCAUCGCCGGCCGCCUCAUCAUCUAUGGUUCCCACGGCCCAGGGAGCGGAGAACGGUGAGGUGCCCAGCACCAAGGGGUGGACGGGCGUCACAAAGAAGCUGGACAAGGACGAGUGGAUCAGUAGGAUAAUCCUAGACCGUGCAUCAACGUCGCUGAUCGUCAUCAACAGCCACUUUGAAUCAGAGGAUGAGGCGGCAAGGUCAAUCGCAGCUGCGUCGCACGUGAUGUUCGUAGACAAGCCAACGCGUGGGGACCUCAUUCCCUUGACCGCCGCCGACAAAGAGAAGCUCAGAGGGUGCACGAGGCACCAGUGUGAGGUGAUGGUCCGGAUGAAGUUCUGGCACAUGUUGGAGGAGUGGAGGAAUUAUUGGCCUGAGGCGAAGGCUAAGUGGGACGCGAAAAUGCGCAAAAUCGAGGAAAAGAGAGCUGCAAUAACGGCAAGCUUGCGGGAGGAUGAUGGUCGGGCCAACAAAAGGGCACGAGGUGAAGCUGAAGGAAACGCCGGGGGUGACCGUGCGUCCCGCCAAGUGGGGUCGGGAUCACAAGAUGCAUAG
Messenger RNA from Closterium sp. Yama58-4, 1566 nucleotides. Lineage: Eukaryota; Viridiplantae; Streptophyta; Zygnematophyceae; Desmidiales; Closteriaceae. The record is from the annotation of a GenBank genome assembly.